Colius striatus (speckled mousebird) is the source of this 1094-nucleotide messenger RNA. Its product is annotated as leucine-rich repeat-containing protein 14B-like. The transcript has 3 exons. Lineage: Eukaryota; Metazoa; Chordata; Aves; Coliiformes; Coliidae. The record is from RefSeq and is a predicted model, not a curated record. Gene Ontology annotation, cellular component: cytoplasm. The coding region runs from base 24 to 923 and encodes 299 amino acids.
GGCGGUGCCGGGGUGCAGUGCCAAUGCCUGGAAGCGCGGCCGUGAGGGGCCCGGGCGGGAGGGGUGCCCUAUUGCUACGCGCCUAUUGCUGCGCGCCGCCCUCCGCUCACCCUGCACCCCCCUGCGCCUGCUCUGCUGCGACUUCCACGCCGAGGAGCUCUCCGUCUCCACCGUCGUCUCCCUGCUGGACUCCCUGGAGCCUGCUGCCGUCCGCAGAGUUGUUUUACGCUUCAACAACCUGGGGCUGGCGGGGCUGUGCGCAGUGCUGCCUCACCUCGGCCGCUUCCCCGCGCUGCGCAGCCUCAAGCUGCCCUACAGCAACGUGGACGUGCGCCGCACGGCCCCCGGGCACGGACGCCGGCAUCCGCUGCUUGGCCGCUCACCUCCGGGCCCUGCCUGCCCUCAAGGAACUCGAUUUGUACUCCUCCAGGCUUUCUGGGAGACUCAGGCAGCUCCUGGGCGAGCUGCAGACUCCCCUGGAGAGUCUGGCGCUGGCCUUCUGCUGCCUGCUCCCCUCUGACCUCAUCUUCCUGUCCUCGAGCCUCCACGCGCCCUCCCUGCUCCAACUGGACCUGAGCGGCCACAACCUCACGUCCCCCAGCCUCCUGCAACCCUUGCGGACGCUGCUGGAAGCCGCUUCGUGCUCGCUGCUGCAGCUGGAGCUGCUGGAGUGUCAGCUGGGGGACGCGGAGCUGGAGCUGCUGCUGCCGGCGCUGCGCCGCUGCCGCCGCCUGCGCUGCCUCGGUCUCCUCGGCACCCCCCUGAGCGCGGCGGCGCUGGGCGGCCUGGCCUGGCGCGGCCCUGCCCGACCUGCGCCUCGUGGGCUACUCGCAGCCGCCGCGGGGCUCCGGCCACCACACCCCCACGCAGGGGGAGGAGGGUUUCCCGGCGGAGCUGUGCCGGCUGCUGGCGAGCGCGGGUAGAGCAGUCGCCGUGUGGGCGACCAGCCUCCAGCGCUACGGAGCCAUCGACUACUUCAGCUUGUAGCAUCCCCCCCCCAGGGAAGCUUCACCUCGGGGCGCUGUGCCGGGCUCUGGGCUGUGCCACUCGGUUAUGGUGAGUUCAUUAAAGCCAACCCCACCUUGCCUGAUUAA